This is a messenger RNA of Fundulus heteroclitus (mummichog), 1637 nucleotides long. RefSeq lists its product as uncharacterized. Bases 314 to 925 code for a protein of 203 amino acids. Lineage: Eukaryota; Metazoa; Chordata; Actinopteri; Cyprinodontiformes; Fundulidae. The record is from RefSeq and is a predicted model, not a curated record. The transcript is spliced from 4 exons.
UACCGAAAUCAUCUCCACGCUACAUUUUAAAGAUGGCUUCAAAAGAGCGUGGUGCGACCUGGGAUGACGCCGAGACUGCAGCUGUUAUUACAGUUUGGGCGGAGGACGCUAUCCAGGCGAUGUUGGAGGGUGCUAAGCACAAUCACAAAGUUUUCCAAAAGAUUUCGGACGAAAUGAAGGUGAGGGGAUACGACCGAGACCCAAAACGGUGUCGGGAGAAGAUUAAAAAAAACUCAGGAUACAGUACAAGAAGGUUAUUGAUCAUAACAACAAGUCAGGGAGAGGAAGAAAAUCGUGGAGAUUCUAUGAUGCCAUGGAUGAAGUGUUGGGCCACCGUGCAUCGUCGCGGCCUCCAGUGCUUUUAGAGAGCUCUACGCUGAAUACCGCAGCAACGAAGGACGAUGAUGCAACAUCUGACCACGAGGAGCAGCCUGAGAACCUGAGCAGCACACAGGAUGAGAUGGAUGAUGAACUGAAUGGGUCAAUAGCUAGUUUUAUUUCUGAGGAGCCAGGAGGAAGUCGUGUUGCUGAAUUUCCUGUUGAUGAGACUCCUGCUGCUGAGGCUCAUAAAGUUAAAACCAGGAGGAAGAGCAAAUUAGUAAAAGCCCUAGAUAGCACUAUAGAGGCUUUCGUAAAAGCUCAGAGACAUUCUGAUGAACGCUGGUUGGCAGCAUUUAAAGAGCAGCAGGAGUCGGUCCAACGCCACCAACAACAGCAGCAAGAACAGCACCUAAACCUUAUACGCGAAGUAGAAAUAAAUCGACUUCAAGCUGAAGAGAGAUUGAGAGAACAGGAACAUGAGAUGCGGCUGAUGCAGAUGAUGGUCCAGCGGCUGCCACAGCAACCAGCACAACUGCAGGCCCUGAACCCUCCAUCGCCUUCUACUUCUUUCCCAAACUUUUCAAACUAUGGACCAUAUCAGUAAUUGUGCAAUAUAUAAGUCAAGUUUUAGAAAUUUACAAUACAUAUCAUUCUGAAUACAAAAAUUGUUUCUGUUUUCUUAAGUUUUUCAAACUACACACCACACCAGUAAUUUCAAAAACAUGUCUGAACCUAUACUGUAAUAAACUAUGUACAAAACAUGGAAUACUUCAGUCAAGGUAAGGCUAAUUUUGAUUAGCAAAGUAACGACACAGAGCAUUUCUUAUAUCGUGGGCAUUGUCAAUAUCAGGAUAAUUUUCUCCAUCAACCACAUUGUUACUAGGUGGCUGAUUUGCCUCAUUGGCCCACUGAUCAAGGAAAUCCUCUCCUUGGGUCUCACAGAUAUUAUGUAGGGUACAGCAGGCAGCAAUGACAUUCAGAACAUUUGAUGUGUUGUUGUCGAUUCGCUUCAAAAGCCUUCUCCAUCUCCCUUUUAGCCGCCCAAAGGCGUUCUCUACCACCAUCCUGCUACGGCUAUGGAUGAAGUUAAUAUUUUUUUUGGGCUUCUGUUGUCCCUGCAUUUUCUGGAUAAGGCUUCAUCAGCCAGGGUAGGAGAGGGUAUGCUGGAUCGCCAAGUAUAACGGGAGGUACCAUCACACCAUCGAUUACUGUUUGAAGAUGGGGGAACACACCAUUUUCCCAAAGCUGGUAGAGCUGGGAGUUAACUAAAACACGGGCAUUAUGAGUGCUUCCUGGCCAUCCAACACAGAUAUCUA